Molecule: messenger RNA, 3758 nt
Organism: Haplochromis burtoni (Burton's mouthbrooder)
Lineage: Eukaryota; Metazoa; Chordata; Actinopteri; Cichliformes; Cichlidae
Product: monocarboxylate transporter 9
Exons: 6
Coding region: 986-2482 (498 amino acids)
Biological process (GO): transmembrane transport; monocarboxylic acid transport
Molecular function (GO): monocarboxylic acid transmembrane transporter activity
Source: RefSeq, a predicted model, not a curated record
CCCUCGGAUACCAUGUUACCUGCAUGGUAGCUCUCUAUGAUGCAGCUCGUUUUUACUCGUAUUCGUUAUGAUUUUAAACAGACUCCAGUUAUUUCCAGCGAUGUGGUGACAGAUUAUGAUUUGGCUCAAGUUUUGUACAUGCAUUGCUUUAACCUGCGCUCACCGGGAAGAUGACUCGCGUCCUGCUGAUGCAACCGGUUCGGACUGGACUGAUGGAAAUAUUAAUGAUGACACCAGAGGGAAAGAAAGCAUACCCUCAGACCGAUUUGUUAGUACAAGAACCCCAAACUUUCAGCUUGAUCAGUCAGACUCAGAUGAAAGCAGUAUAUUUCUUUCUACGUGUUUAUAUUGUUAUUUUAUAGCUACCGUUAGUUAUCGUCAUUAUUACGCUUUCUCAUUGCUUCAAAGACCAGCUUUACAAAAACAGAUCCUUCAUUUGUCCCCUAUGACCCGGAGAGCUUCCAGGUAAACAGCUUUGUGCAUGUGCAUUUUGAAUACUUGCUUGUUUUACACGAAGCAGGAGAAAAACAUACACGUCUGAACCACAAAACACAUCCGCCGCAUCGCUAAGAGCCGUUCUGUCUGUCUUCUGCGCUCCAGGCGCGCAAGCGAAAGCAGCGCUUUUUCUGUUGUAGAUGCGUUCAAGCUGCCGCUGGACCAGCAAGAACAGCUUUGAACCGGUUUGGUCGCCGGCUGCAAAGCAGGAUGCACAAUGAAACGCUGUUGAUGCAGUGCGUUUUCUGGUGAAGGAACCCCUAUAGUCCAGCUCAAAAAACAGAAAGAGUGUGCGAUGCCUUCAUUUUUAUUUGCUUUGUAGCGAUACGAGGUGUUUUAUUUUUUUUUUAACAAGGAAAACAUCCUAACAUGGAAAGUUCCCGCAGAGCGCGCAGUUAGGCAGGCGCCUGCAGCUGUAUUUGUAUAUGCUGAGGAACACCACCUCCAGAAGCCAUAACAGAUCCCAGAGCGCAGCAAUAACAUCAGCAUCAUGGCUUCAAAAGUGCUCGAUGGAGGCUGGGGAUGGGCGAUUGUUGCGGCUUCCUUCAUGGCCCAGUUCCUUGCUUAUGGAUCACCCCAGUCUGUGGGUGUACUCUACCCUGAGUGGCUCCAUACAUACCAGCAAGGCAAGGGCUUGACUGCCUGGGUGGGCUCCCUUGUUUCUGGAGUGGGACUAAUAGCCAGUCCUAUCUGCAGCGCCUGCGUGGACAACUUUGGCGCUCGCCCUGUGACCAUCUUCAGUGGUGUAAUGGUGGCUGGCGGCCUGAUGCUCAGUGCCUUUGCUCCAAAUGUUGAAUUCCUUAUGUUUUCCUAUGGGAUUGUGGUCGGCCUGGGUUGUGGUCUGGUCUAUGCAGCCACCUUGACAAUCACCUGUCAGUAUUUUGACAAGAGACGCGGCCUCGCCCUUGGCAUUGUCACCACAGGCACAAGCGUUGGAGCAUUCAUCUACGCCACUGCUCAGAAUGAGCUCAUCAUGUUGUAUGGCUUGCAUGGUUGCCUCCUUAUCAUUGGAGCUUUAGCACUAAACCUCAUGGCUUGUGCUGGCUUCAUGAGGCCCCUCAAUAUGCCUGGGUACUACCUCAAACAGAAGGCCGCCCUCGAGCGCAACACAGAAGAGCAGAUUUUUGAAAAGCCCCAAUUGGGAGACCUGAAGAUGACUGCAGGUUCUACUACAGCUACUCCAGAGAAAACACUGGGUGUGAAGGAAUUGCUCAUUACCAUUGAUGCCAAGGACUUGGCCAUUCAGACUAUGAAGAAAAAAGGCAGCUUCUUUUCUGGGUUUGAUAUCAUAAAGGUCAUCAAAGAGAAACGGCAGGCUUACUCCAAGUACAUCCACUCCAUGUCUGAGAUCCUGCAGGACCAAGUGAUGGUGGCUUUCUGUAUCGGUGUCUUCAUGUUUAGUUUAGGUGCAUUCCCACCUGCGCUCUUCAUUGAGGAUGUGGCACAGAGUCAAGGACUCAUUGAAGAAGUUAGUCUAAUUCCUUUGGUAUCAAUAGGGGCCAUUGCAGCUUGCGUAGGUAAACUAGGGCUAGGUAUCCUUGUGGACAUCAGGUGGAUCAACAGCAUCUAUCUCUAUGCCUUCACCAUGUUUGCAGGAGGUGUGGCACUGCUCAUUAUUCCUCUCACUAACAGUUAUGUAGGACUGCAAAUCCUGUCUGCCAUUGUGGGUUUCGCCAAUGGAAACUGGUCUCUCACCUCCUACAUUACCACUAGGAUUGUUGGCUUGGAAAAGCUGACACAAGCCCACGGCAUCGUCAUGUUCUUUGGAGGAUUUGGGAUCAUACUUGGGCCCCCUGUUGUAGGGUGGUUCUUUGACUGGACACAGUCAUAUGACCUGGCGUUCUACUUUAGUGGGAGCUUUGUGUUGCUGGGAGCAUUCCUUCUCACUCUGCUCACCCUUCCCUGCUGUAACGGGAAGCACCCCGAGAAUGACAAACCGGAGGUCCUUUAUAGCAGCAGCUGUGACAAAGUUGCUUCAGUAGCCUGAGUCUGAACACCUUUCACAAGAUUUCAGAUAUUAUUCAGCAACUGUCUUUGAACUCCUAGAAGAAUAUUUUUGUUUUGACUGUACAGGGGUCACCCACUUAUUUCUGGUGCCAGAUAUUAAUACACCAAAAUUAUUAAAUAGAGGCCAUUUCUCUGUGCUUGGCCCAGUUUCUCAGGUUAAAUCACACACUGCAGAUCUCUUUUGAAGAUUUGACUCUGAUGCCUGUGUCGACUUUUAUUACUGCCUCAUUUUACGAGGUAAACUGAACAACAUUGUUCAAAUUUGAAACACUGAUACUCACUUUAUUGUUAGUCUGAAAAAUAAAGACAAGGUGCCAUUCAUAACGCUGGUAAAACAAAUCUUUGUAAAUUUGUUCUGUGUUAUUUUAGCGUGAUGACAAACAUAUAUAACUUUUUUUUCAUGAUUACUUAACUAUAAUACUGUUAUAUCUUACCAAAGCAUCCGUAAUAGUCAAUACCUGUCAACACAUAAUGCCUGUUGGAACAAUGAUAAAGCCUUUGUUUUACAUGAUUUUUAAAGUGCAUUCACUUAAUUUAUACACAUACCUCUUUUUUUCUGAAUCAGACAGAAGUAGACGAAGUCAUUCUGAUUCAAAAAUAUGUAAGCACAAGAAGGAGAUCCCAUUGUUUUCCCAACAAUAGCAGCAUGUUGAUUCUCUUUCUGGUGUGAUUAUUAUGAACUCUGCUGGCAUAUUCGCCUGACCAGGCUGGUCCUUUUCAUUUUCAUGUUUUGUCUGUCUAUGUUUAUGUGUACAUUCUGUCUGUCAGUGUUCACACAGGCAUGUUUGUACAUGAACACAGGUUGUGUGUUUGUAUUAUUUGACCUUGUUUUUUUGUAAUACAGCAGGUUUGUCCUUUGUGCGUGUGCCAUUUAUAUGCACAAAUCAGCCAUAGAGCUGUAAAAAAUGUUUUUACUUAAUUUGAUGUCAUCAUAAUUGUAAUGAAUACAUUGCAAUAGGCUUUUUUUGGUCACUUGAAUGUUGGUGAAUAGAUCACUACAAAUGCCCUUGAUGUUUCUUAACAGUAAGUUGGGACUAGGGUUUGCUUAAUUUGCUUUUUAUAUUUGUAGAGGGUACUCAUAGAGCAUGGGUUAGGUCCUGUUUAUAUGGAUGAGACUGUAAGAUUUGGCCACUAUUAUUAUUAUUUUUUAUUCCAUUAUUAUACUAUUUAUGUUGUUUGUUUAUGUCUUUAUUUCUGUUCAUUUAAACAGAAUUUUUAAUUUAAAAGUGCCAAUAAAAAAUUUCAGAUUAAUGGUA